AUGGAUGUAGUCCUCAGUGCCGGCCGGGAGCAGGUCAUCACCCUUACUUGCAUCCGCAAAGGGGUCUGCGGGGAGCGCGUCGCGCGCAGGUCCCGCCCCUGCCCCCGCGCCAUUGGCGGCCGCGCCUGCCCGUCACGCAACUGCGCCACGGGGCGGGGCCGGGGCGGGGCCCGCGCGCUCCCCCGGCCCCAGCGCACAAAGGGCCUCACCGAAGGGCUGGAGGUUCUGGAUAGCGGACAUACGAUACGCUUCCCUUCCCUCGGCGGAGGCGGCGGCGGCGGCGACGGGGGCGGCUGUGGCGGCGGGAGCGGCUCUGGGCGGAGGAUGCUCUCGCGGCGGCGGCUCGAGGCGCUGUCAGGGGGGCGGGACUGCCGCCGACGGCUUAUAUACCAGCCCUACGUGACGUCAUCACGCAGUGCGAACGAGGGCGUUGAUUGGCCGGCGCGCGGGGGCGUCAGGACGCAUCGGGCGAACGCGGCCGCGCCCCGGCUGGCGCGGGGGGAGUGGUGCGCGUGCGCGGAAGGGGGGCCCGGCAGCGCGCGGGGCGGCGCGUGCGCAGUGCGGGGCUCGGCCGGGCCGGGACCCCCGGGACCCUCGGGACCCCCCGUUCCCCCUCUGGGUCUCCUCUGGCGCACCCGAGAUCCCCAAAAUCCUCCCGGGAAACCCAAAAUCCCCCUGGGACACCCACCCUCCUCCCCGAGACCCACAAAAUACCCCCAUGAACCGCAGAAUACUCCUCGGGACCCCUCAAACACCUCCGUGUGCCCUUGGGACUCCUCUCCAAACAACACGAUUUUCCUGCUCUCCCAGAGAAGGAGCCGUCUCUAGCAGCCGCACGGUGGAGUAGCCAGACAGGAGAAGCAAUUAGAGGUUUGCAUUCCAUAUUUCUGCUGGAGGCAUUUCCAAGUCCUCACUGCAGCCAAAGGGCUGCUCUUCAUAUUCAACACCAAACACUUGAGCAGAGCCAUCAGUACCUUCAGUGUGGUGUCAGCUGUGGGCAGACAGGCCCUGCUGCUGAGCCAGGAUACCCCAGAGUGUUAGUGUCACUUCUGAUUUGCACAGUCCACACGACACAUCCUGGUUGUUUCCUCACCACUGGGCCCCCAGAGCCUUUGGUCCAGCACCAGAAGAGUCGAGUGUGUGUCAGACACCAGAGUUUAACCCAUCACUGGUGAGGACUGAGAGCUAUCAGCUGUUAACAUCUGAUUUUUGCUGUGAGCAGGAUUCAGAGCUGGCA
This is a messenger RNA of Oenanthe melanoleuca, 1237 nucleotides long. Its product is annotated as cleavage and polyadenylation specificity factor subunit 6-like. NCBI's taxonomy places the organism in Eukaryota, Metazoa, Chordata, Aves, Passeriformes, Muscicapidae. Bases 1 to 828 code for a protein of 275 amino acids. The record is from RefSeq and is a predicted model, not a curated record. The transcript has 4 exons.